Molecule: messenger RNA, 6664 nt
Organism: Liolophura sinensis
Lineage: Eukaryota; Metazoa; Mollusca; Polyplacophora; Chitonida; Chitonidae
Product: calcium/calmodulin-dependent protein kinase kinase 1-like
Exons: 20
Coding region: 698-2782 (694 amino acids)
Biological process (GO): intracellular signal transduction; protein phosphorylation
Cellular component (GO): cytoplasm
Molecular function (GO): ATP binding; calmodulin binding; calcium/calmodulin-dependent protein kinase activity
Source: RefSeq, a predicted model, not a curated record
UUGAAAGACGUUCGUAUGCGGGUCUUUUAAACGCAACUUUUCCAUGUUAACAAGAUUACUGUCAAACUCUGUUUGCUCGCUGUUAUUUAGCGCACUAGCUUUACUCUUGGCUCUUUGAAUGUGCCGAGUCAUGAACUUUUGUAAGCCUAGCCAAAAACACAAGACUAGGAACAAAACUUCCUGAUGUUUCCAAAGCAAGUAAACAACAACGCAAAUGCACUCAACAGGCAAUCAGCUGACCAUUUCCUGGGUCAAUUCUCACAGGAAUGCUUCAGAGGCGAGAGGAUGGAACAUUUAAUCAGAGGUACAUGUACCUUACCAGGUCAGGUGGUUAAGUCAUAUCAAGUAUUUCUCCUGAUGGGAUCCACCCACUGUAACACCCACCUGUCGGUGGGAUGGCAAGUAGCUGUUUAAUCAGUCUUAGCACGCACACACAUGUGGAGAAUGAAGCCAGCCUUGCCAGCCUGCCCCUGUCAUAUACAUAGGCCUAAACAGCUGUGUCACAGGCAUGUAUUUCUUUAGUAGCUGACAAUGCAAGUAAAGCUCAAAGAUGGAAUUCAAAGUGAUAGACAAGGGUUAUCGCCUGGAGGUCUCUGCUCGUUAUAUUCCUGAUAAAAAUGCAUUCAUUGACUGGUGACUCUCCCCCAACAGACUUCAACUCAUUAACCGGCCAGGUGUGAAACGCUAACAAGUCAGGAUGGGAGCAGGUGCCAGUGGCCUCUGUCUACAAGGCAGACCAUUCAGGCCCUUCCGCUCAAAAUCUAACAGACCCCCAAAGAUUGGACAAAUCAGGAACUGCCACUUUGAUCAAAGGGAGGAGCAGGAAGUCGACAUGAUAGAGAGAGUGGAGUUGCCUAGCCCAUGUUUACACAGCAGCCCGUCGGAGCUUGGGAAACCCCCUGCCUGCCAGAAUGGGGAGUUCCCAAAGCGCAAACAGAGCAGCCUGGCCUCAGAGCAUGGCCAGAAUAAGGACAACAGUAGCUCCACACUGCUCAAAGUUGACAGCGGCAAUUUAGAAAUUGACGAAGCUCUGGUUAAUGACGGGACUGAUAUAAGCAAAUCCACGCUGAUCCGAAAGAGCUCGAAUAUUACCAGUGAUUCAGGACGCAGUUCGACAAGUGACAACGAAAACGAAGACUCUAUUCAGACACGAUUCGACGACGACGACGCUGUCAACAAGAAAGCCGCACGUCGUCAUAGUGUGGCAAUUGUUGACGCCACGGGGCACUUGGACGUGCCAGCACUGCCCUCUGAUAGUUCCUGCAACAAUCCCAGUGCCUUAGAGUUUGACCCGACCUUAAGGACUAGCUCGUCAUACAAUGUGCUGAAUCGCGAGGACAAGGACAGUCCAUCAGUGAAUGAAAACGUCCACUCUGGGACUGCACACUCUGGACGGAGUACAGGAAACAAGACCAGUCCCCUGGGGGUGAAACAUGCCCCUAAAAUCGUGUACAGUCACUCUGAGGAUCGGCUCAGGACUUCGGUGGCGGCCCGACGCCCUAUCAUACCCUCCCUGCCCUACUCCCCCUGUGGGUCACCUACAGCGUCUCUACGGUUACGACGACAGCCCACGAUGGAGACACGACGGGUGUCCGUGUCUGACACUGAUGGCUACACGCAGCUGAAUCAAUACAAGCUCAAAGAUGAAAUCGGCAAGGGCUCCUAUGGAAUUGUGAAGCUGGCCUACAAUGAACAAGACGAUACUCAUUAUGCCAUGAAGAUAUUAUCCAAAAAGAAGCUUGUGAAGAAGUCAGGAUUUUUUAGAAAACCACCUCCACGUGAAGGCAAGCCAGGCAGUGUGCGGCUAAGUCAUCCACUGGACCGUGUCCAUCGGGAAAUUGCCAUCCUGAAAAAGUUAGAUCACCCGAACAUUGUGAGGCUGGCGGAGGUGCUCGAUGACCCAGAUGAAGAUAAUCUCUAUCUCGCCUUUGAACUUGUAGAACAAGGGGAGGUGAUAGAAAUCCCAACAGACACACCACUCUCAGAGCAGCAAGCCUGGUCCUACUUCAGAGACAUUAUCCUGGGCACAGAGUACUUACAUUACCAGAAGAUCAUCCACAGAGAUCUCAAGCCUGCUAACUUGUUACUGGGAGAUGAUGGGCAUAUUAAGAUUGCAGAUUUUGGUGUAAGCAAUGAGUUUCAGGGAGGGGAUGCAUUUCUCACCGGAACAGCGGGCACACCAGCUUUUCUGGGACCAGAGGCCUUAAAAGAUGAACGAGAAAAGUGCAGUGGUAAGGCACUGGACAUCUGGGCAAUGGGGAUCACAUUAUACUGUUUUGUAUUUGGACAUUGUCCGUUUGCAGAUGAAUAUGUGCUGGGAUUACAUAAGAAGAUAUUAAAGGACCCUGUAGUCUUUCCUGAAAGACCUGUUAUAUCUGCUGACCUGAAGGAUCUAAUUUUAAAAAUGUUGAGUAAAAACCCUGUCGCCCGCAUUACACUUCCAGAAGUUAAGGUUCAUCCAUGGGUGACACGGCAGGGUGAAUUCUUGCUGCCGUCAGAAGAAGACAACUGUAGCCUGAUCACCGUCACAGACGAGGAAGUGGACAACUCUGUUAAACAUAUCCCCAAGCUUGACACUUUGAUCCUUGUGAAGAGCAUCCUGAAGAACCGCUCCUUUAAGAACCCAUACAAAGGGUUUAACAAGGAGAACAUGGACAUGAAGACAGAGUUCCAGAAAUCUGGGCGUUCCCACUCAGCUCCUGAAACAUUUCUAACAGUGCCUAAGAAGAGAAUAUCUCAUGAAGCUCAUGUAGCAGAGGUUGUGGAUGAAGCUUGCUCGUGAAGAUACCACAUUUGAAAUCUUUCUGGUUUUGCUAUAGUUUUCUAACGCCUUUUUGCUGAUGUUGUCAAUCGCUGGUGCUGAUGGAAGGAAUUUCCCCCUGCUUCACAAAGACCUUUGACCUAAUCUGAAGAUUCAUUGCUAUUGUUCAGUGACUGUACCAUGUGACAUUAACCAUGGGUUGUUAUUGGUCAGGGACAAAUUGCUUUAUUGACCUACUUUAGACACUUUCUGCCAUUAACUUUAUUAUACCAAUGCAACUUUGUGUGGUUCACGGCUGUCUCAGGAUUUAUGAGUGGCUUCCAAACAAUUCCUGUCUCAAAGAACAAGAUUGGGUUUCUCUGAAGAUGGUAAGCCUCAUGAAGCUGCCAUAUUGUGCACUUUUGCUUCACUGUAAUUUCACUGAACCAGAACCAAUAGAAAUCCUGGGCUUUCGUGGUAGCUACAUGCAUCUGUCUGAAUAUGGACUUUGAGGUAUCCACCUCUGUCAGAAAUUGCUACAUGUGCUAAUUUUGAGCAUUUAAUAAAAAUAACAUAUUGUUGUGUGUUAAUCUCUUUCUUCUGGAAACAUGUAACCUGUGGAAAAUUUGUUUCCUGCGGGAGAUUCUAGGACACUUGUGAUGACACCAGACAAGACACCCCUGAUAAUUACCGACAAGAAUCUGACCUGGACACACUCUUAAUGAAAUCAGACAAGGCACUUGGCCAGGAGACUUGUGAUGACGCCCAACCUGGACACUCCUGUUGAGACCAGAGAUGACACUUUGCUAGUACACUCCUGAUGACACCAGAGAUGAUGCUUCGCUAGUACACUCCUGAUGACACCAGAUAAUAGACCUGACAACACAUUCGUGAUCUGGACACGCCUGAUGACACAAGCCAAAACACAUCUCCUGGACACUUGGGAUGACACCAGAAAAGACACCUCCUCAACUCUUUUAUGAUCUCCUCAAUUCAUGUUCUAUUUUUCACCCAAGCACUCCACCUAUAUGCAUUAUGAACAAUCUGACCACAAAGUAUUAUUGACCAAUCAUGUGUUAUCAUUGUCAACACUGCUGAGUACAUGUCCAUAAUGUAGUGCAAAAAAGAAUAUGUGUGGAAGAGCUGUUUAGCAUUACAUUUUUCUUGUAGGUUUUCUAAAUGUGUAAGUAAAUUAUUGUACACACUUGCCACCAUUAAUAGAAGCAAUGUUAGAUAUUGUCCAUGGCCAGUUCUAGAUAGGAACUGUUUAAAAUUUCUUUUGAGCACUAGUAACAAAAAUCUGUGCCUAAAAUGCCUUGUGCCCAUUGAAAUCAAUUGACUGAAAAGGUGGUUUUAGGUUCUACAUGACUGUUACAGAAACAGUAACACUGCUGUGUUUUGUGGAGUUGUUUUGAAUGCAAAUUAUUUUUGUUGCGAAUUUCAGUAAUGAGUUGGUUCAAGACAUUUCUUGUAUACAAAAUAGGUGGAGAAAACUUAUGAUUUUGGAAAAAAAACUUGCAAGAUUUGAAUAAAUAAAGCAUGGUUAAUAGUCAAAAUGGGCUUAGUUUUAUCUGAUAUUUUUGUUUUACCUUUUGCAUGUUUUAUAAAAUUCAUUGUAAAGUAAAAAAUACUGUAUGAGCUCUUUAGUUAUUUUGAGUAAAACUGCAGCUGUAUUUGUGCAUGUAUUAAGAAGCAAGGUGUGUUUAUAUAAGUGUUGAUAUAUUGCCAGAAGUGUGAGUCUAUUCUUAUGUUACAAAUGAAUUUUCCUUACCAUCUUUGCAAACUGAAUAUGUUUUUCAGAUUUUUGUAAAUAUAUUUAGCUGUUAAUCCAUGGGAUCUAGGUUUAUUUUCUAAGGCUGUUAUUUUUAUAUCUGAUGCUAGUUAUAGGGCAUCCUUUCACAUUCCCCCUAAACCCUCCUAACCUCCCCACCCACCAACCCCACCCUCACAACUUUUUCUAAUACUUUCAACCCUACAUUGUACAUUUUUAAAUCAUUGAAAUUUGAGUCAAAUAUUGUGUUAACUUUUAGAAAAAGUUAACGAUGUUCAUGCAAGAUUUUACCUUUUUCUGAAUACCAGUAACAAUAAAAAAAAGUCUAUAAAGGCUGUACUUUUGAAUGGUACGUACUCAUGGAUAUUCUUUAAUUCUUGCGGUUUGUUCUUGGUCAUAUUUUCAAUGAGUUUUGUUGUAAUGUUGAAACUGUGUUUGCCACGGGUAAUGUAAUGAAAAUGCCAAAGAAAUUUUGUCGUGUCUCUGUGGAGUUUUGUUGUUGUUGGAAUUAUUGUAUACUUAAGGAUUUCUUACCUACAUGUACACAUUGGCAUUUUCUACCUACUUUGGUCAUGAGAGCUUUAUCUGACAGUUUUAAAUUCACUUGCUGGUAAAAGGAGAAGACAACGUAACGACAAGUCCUAGUUUUAGGCACACCACAAUAAAAGUAUCAAAAAAUAUCUUAACAGGAAAAGUGAAUUUUAACAUUUGAAUACCAAUGACUGAAACAUUUUAACAAUGUUGACCGCCAUUAGCACAAUGGACAUUGCGCAGUCACAGAAUUCCACAGUGGUUUCACAGAUAGCCUACAUCUCUCUGUCAGCUUUGUGUUGUCCUUUUUUGUUUCUUUUCAUUUUUUUUUUCUCCUUUCAGUUUUAUUUUCUGAUUUUCCACUGUGUUUCACUACAGUAUAAUUGUCUUGAAAAAUAUAUCUUCAUCAUUGAGAAAACAAAGAUUUUUUAAUGUAGAUUUUUAUAUUUUAUUAAUGACUGUUACAUAUAUUUGGUGUCUGUUCAUUUAUUAUUUUUGGCUGUGUGUUUUUGGAGCAUAAUGAAGUAUUGUAAAAGACUAAAGAUAGUGCUGAUGAAGUUUGAUUAGGCAAAAAUGGAGGCAUAAUGUUUAAUAUUAUGGGAUAUAAUGUCUUCUGUGGUAAAUACCAAAUGUAAACAGAUUAUGCACUUGCUCUUUAUAUAUCUGUGCGAUGUAUGCAUGCCUCACGAAUAUAUAUACCUAAGCAUGUGUUGGCAGGGAUGUUUGGAAUUAAGGUAGUUAAUUAAAAAUACCCUCUGAUGUUGAUCCAUAUGAAUGCCCAGGUUAGAUAUGUAGAAGAUUGUUAACAAAUGUCCGGGAUUACACAGUUUUAUUGACCAUGGGGUGGGGGCGAGGAAUACCUUUAUACUGUGUCGUUAACAAGUGUCACCAUUAACAAGGUCAUCAUAGAAUACAUUGUAUCCUACAUGGUUAAGUAAGCUCUUGUAGAAAUACUAUCAACUUCUCUCCUGCAUUCAUGUAUUAGCAGGUUCUUAGAGAAAUCUGAAGUUUCUGAGCAAAAUUUACAAGAAAUUCGAACAACAAAAACUUCCCAAAAGGUUUACAUUUUAAGAAAAUGAUAAGAUUCAAUUUGUUGAAAGUUUGGGAUUUGUAUGAGCAACUUGAAGCCCCUGUUCACUGAUAGCAAUUUUGUAUACAUUUCUGAUACUGAUUGUUUUUGUCUUUGCAGUCCAAUGUAACUGUUUUGAUUCUUUUUAUUCAUCUUUUUUACUUUUGUAUAACUUCACCUCCCUCAAUUAUGUGCUCACCCAUUAAGUUGUCUCAUCUCACCUCUUUUCAAAUUCACCCAUCUCACUUCUGGUUACAGUCACCUAUUUUACCUUGUUCAAAUUCUACCAUCUUUCUUUUGUCCAGUUCAUCUGUCUUAAAUUUUGCCCAGUUCAUCUAUGUCGCUUUUUUCCAGUUCAUCUAUCUCACUUUUGUUCAGAUUAACCCAUCUCACUGCUAUUUAAACUCGCCCAUCUCACCUUUGUCCAUUGCUUCUAUCUCACUUCAAGAUGUUCAAGUUCACAUAUAUUGUCAAGGUCUCAAGGCACUGUUAUCUUUGUAAAAUUUCCAACUAUUUUGUAGAAUAAAAAAUUCAGCACUAUUUUUACAACUGA